Molecule: messenger RNA, 310 nt
Organism: Halteromyces radiatus
Lineage: Eukaryota; Fungi; Mucoromycota; Mucoromycetes; Mucorales; Cunninghamellaceae
Exons: 1
Coding region: 41-265 (74 amino acids)
Source: RefSeq, a predicted model, not a curated record
UUUUUUUUGAAAAUAAAGAUCGAUCUUCUUUAUACGAUCAAUGACUUUUUAUUUAUGGAAAUCAAAUUUGAAUGCACUGACUGUUACUCUAAUAUUAUCGGCGCCGCUCAAUUUUACAAUCCAAGUACGACAACGUGCAGAGAGAGCUAGCUUGAAUGUUAGGAGACUCUGUUUCUUUUUUUGGAAUACUCAUGGAACAAGAGAACGUGAUCCAUACUUUACUUUUUCGUCUUUCGAAGAGAGAAACCCCAAAAUAAGAGAGUAGUACCAACCUUUUUUUUUUUUUCUUGUUGGAGUAAACGUGCUAAAG